Molecule: messenger RNA, 2325 nt
Organism: Plasmodium gaboni
Lineage: Eukaryota; Apicomplexa; Aconoidasida; Haemosporida; Plasmodiidae
Product: putative GTPase-activating protein
Exons: 1
Coding region: 1-2325 (774 amino acids)
Source: RefSeq, a predicted model, not a curated record
AUGUUUAAUAAUGAUAUAAUAAAAGAAAAGGAUAAUUAUAAACAAAAAAUUAGUGCAUUAUAUAAAAAUGAAACAGAGGAUAUCAAAGCAUAUAAUCAUUAUGAUAUGAAAGAAGAAGAGGAAGAAGAAAAAAUAAGUGGAAAAAAAAAACCUUCUAUUAAAAUUUUCGGUAGCCCAGCUUUACAUGGGUUAAAUUCACAACUUAAUAAUAAUAGUCAAACAGAUUUAUAUUAUAAUUUUGAUAGUUUUUUAAAGAGAGACAAAGAAAAGAUUCAAGAUGAUAAAUUAAAUUAUUCUGUUGGAAGAGAAACUAUUGAAGAUUAUACAAUGCCAACCCUUGUUGAAAGUAAUAAAUCAGAAACGGAGGAAUAUGGAAAAUGCUAUUUAUAUAAUAAGUAUGAUAUAUAUAAAUCAUAUAAAAAUGAUUUAAUAAGAAAUGACAAUGACUUGGAUUAUAAGGGUAUCAUGAGUUCAUCAAAAUUAAAGGAUGAUAAUGUUGAAGAUGAUGAUAAUAAUCAUACUUAUGACAAUCAAUAUGAUGAUGAUUAUGAUAAUAAAUGUGAUUAUAAUUAUGAUGAUAAUUAUGGUGAUGAUUAUGGUGAUAAUUAUGAUGAUCAUUAUAAUAAUCAGUGUGAUUAUAAUUAUGAUGAUAAUUAUGAGAACCAAUGUGAUUAUAAUUGUGAUGAUCCCUUUGAGGAAGAGAAAUAUUCCACCUACUGUGAUAAAGGAUAUCUAAGAAGCUUCUUAAAAAACGCAAUUGUGAGACCCAACUUACAAACUUUUUUAGGAAAAAAAAUUAUUUCCUUUUUAAACGAAAAAGAAAGAGAUAUAUUUUCUUUAACAUGCAAAAUAUUAUUUUUUGAAGUAUAUUCUUUGAAUAAUUUAAAAACGUUAUAUAAGUAUCAAUUUAUAAGUGACGAAAAAAGAAGCUUUAUAUGGAAAGCGAUACUUUUAGAAGAGAAUACUUACAUAAGUGAAGAAUAUUAUAAAGAAUUAAAGAAUAGAAAAAGUAUGUAUGAUAAAACAAUAGAAAAAGACAUUAAUAGAACAUUUCCAAAUAAUCCGCAUUUUAUAAAUAAAAAUAUGAAUAUGCAAAAUAAAUUAUUAGAUAUAUUAAAAGUAUGUUCAUUAUAUUAUGAACGUAUAGGAUAUUGUCAAGGAAUGAAUUAUAUUGCUGGUAUAUUAUUAUUAGUUUUUAGAAAAAAUAUAGAUACAAUACGUUGUUUUAUAUCUAUGUUAAAAAAUUAUAAUAUAAAAGGAAUGUUCUCAUAUAAUUUUCCACAAUUAAAAAAAAUAAUUUAUCAAUUAAAUAUAUUAAUAAAAGCAUAUAUACCUAAACUUUUUUAUUAUUUUAGAAGGAAAAAAAUAAAAAUCGAUUUUUUUUGUGUGAACUGGUUUUUGACUUUAUUUUCUCAAGAUUUAAGUUUUGAAAAUACAUUAAAAUUAUGGGAUUUAUUUUUUUUAUUUGGAAUAAAAAUAUUAAUGAAAUUCACAUUAAUUCUUUUAUAUUAUCAUGAAAAUAAUAUUAUACAUUUAUCUUAUGAUGAAGCAUUAACAUAUUUAAAAACUAUAACCAAAUCACCUUUUAUUAAUUAUCUUUUUCAAGAAAAUAAUUUCUUUUCAUAUUUAAAAAAAUUCAAAAUAACAAAUAGAAUGCUCACACAAAUAAUUCUCUUAAAAAAAAAUCAUCAAAAAAUUAAUUUACUUGUCAAAGAAAAUAAUGGAAAACUCAAAUGUUCAAUUCAAAUUAAACAAAAUAAUAAACAUACAUUAACAUCCAAAAUAAAGGAAAGAUUUAGAAAUUUUUUUAACUUUGAUGACACUUAUGUUGAUUAUAUUAAUUAUUUUUACAGGCAAAAUGGUGAUACUAAUAGUAACAAAAGAGAUGACAACAUAAAAAAUGACAACACAAAAAAUGAAAACACAAAAAAUGGCAAUGAAAAAAAUGACAACGAAAAAAAUGGCAAUAAAAAUGAUGAUGAUGAUGAUGCUGAUACAAAUAACAACCUCUCUUAUAAUCAUUUUUCGAAUAACCAUUUCUACUAUCGAAAUUUUUUUCAACAUUUUAAUUGUGGAAAUAUUUUUAAGAAUCCAAAUUAUUCAAAUGAAAUAGUUCUUACUAACACUACAUGUUUAAGUGUUCAUUUUAAUUCAAAUAUUUUAUGUAAUUCAAAAAAUUUAAACAAUAAAAACACAAAUGAAUCAUUAGAAGAUAUAAAAGAAAAUGAUCAUACGAAAAAUUCAUCAAAUUUCUUUUUAGAGACAAAUACAUAUUAUGACUUAAAUUUGACAAAAUCUUCAGAUCCAAAUAAUUUUAAAAAAUAA